Messenger RNA from Actinia tenebrosa (Australian red waratah sea anemone), 1171 nucleotides. RefSeq names its product RYamide receptor-like. The record is from RefSeq and is a predicted model, not a curated record. Lineage: Eukaryota; Metazoa; Cnidaria; Anthozoa; Actiniaria; Actiniidae.
ARAAGUACGACCAAUAUUCUGAUUGCWAACAUGGCGGUYAGUGACCUAAUCUUUGCUUUAUUCUCGGUGCCAAGACGUGUCGUGAACAUCUUAUAUAGCAAUAUUUGGUUGAUUGAAGGAAACUUUGGACUAGCUCUUUGUAAGCUCGCAUCUYACCUGCAAGACGUUUCUUUGGCUGUAUCUAUUUACAGCUGUGUGUUURUCGCUCUCGAUCGCUUCUACGCUGUAGUUCAUCCACUCAGAGGAGGUUUGAGCAGAAGAAAAGUUAAAUACAUCAUCCCAGGGAUCUGGAUGUUCUCGAUGGCCAUGUUUUCCAAUUAUUUUUUUUCUGUUACGWUUGUGAAGAAAUUAAACUGGAAAAUAUGCAUUCAUGAUUUCACAAGAAUUGGUAUCACAACRAUCCUACAGUUAAGGAUUCUUUAUUUUGUGAUAUUUGCGCUUAAUGUUGGAAUCCCAUUACCUAUCAUCUCUAUCCUCUACUUACGCAUCGUUCUCAAGCUCCGACGAGCUGCAGUACCAGGGCAAGCAGGGAACACUUCAUCUGUGAGGGAGCGUCAAAACAAGAAUGCCCUCAAAAUGUCCGCCGUCAUUGUCAGCCUUUUCUUCCUAAGCUUUUUACCUUUUUCAGUGACCGCUUUGCUGAUAAAUUUUGGAAAUCUUGAUAACUUAACACCGGCUGUAUUGAACGAUUUAUCUUUUUCAACGAUUUUAAUUGCAGAAUCAAGUACUUGCUACAACUUUUUCAUCUAUUUGGUGUUCACUCAAGUUUAUCGACAGAAUUUCAAAAACUUGUUUUCAAAAUGUACCUGUGUGCAUCGUUUUUCAGGAAGAUUUCGCACCAAUUCUUUUGCUCUUCAAAACAAUGUGGCCGGAAUUGAACGUCAAGGAGAAGUCAACUUGAAUGCGAUCAAAGACCUUGAUUGACUAGAAUAUUGCAAGCAAUCUCGUCCCCAUGGUCCACUCGGACGACUCCAAGUCAUUGCGGUCGUCGGGGAAAAGACCCUGGUGUUGGUUUAACUAUCGCUAACGUUGAUUGGCUAGUUAAGAUGACGUCAUAAUUUAUUCUUACAAGCGUUUCUAUUGGUUUUAAUUUUAYUCCUAAAGUUCUAAAUUCAAAAGCCCGCCAUUUUGUUUGGGCCCCCGAAACGCCGAACUUUAAUACUGUGAUUGA